Molecule: messenger RNA, 3407 nt
Organism: Anguilla rostrata (American eel)
Lineage: Eukaryota; Metazoa; Chordata; Actinopteri; Anguilliformes; Anguillidae
Product: extracellular calcium-sensing receptor-like
Exons: 6
Coding region: 155-2785 (876 amino acids)
Biological process (GO): G protein-coupled receptor signaling pathway
Cellular component (GO): plasma membrane
Molecular function (GO): G protein-coupled receptor activity
Source: RefSeq, a predicted model, not a curated record
CAUUAUUUAAUUAAAUUAGAGUUGACAAGAUCACAGUGCACAGUUAAGAUCAGAGUGCUUCUUGGAAUUGUUCACGUUUGCUGUUGUCUCUGUUGUGUCGGCAUUUUGCUCCGCCUCAAUCUGCAUAUCCUGGGACUCAGUCAUGCCUUAGAGGAUGACAAAUCGAUUGAGAAUUGCAACUGCUUUAUUUAAACCUGGUACACAGCAGUGCAGGAGCAGCAGUGGGAUGGCACUGCAGACCAUUCUGUUGGCACUGACAGUCUUCUGGGCUGCAGCACAGACUCCACCAUGCAGAAUACUGGGGAGGGCAGCCAAGCCUAACUUCUAUCAACAUGGAGACAUCAACCUUGGUGGGGUCUUCGCUCUGCGUCAAAUGCCUUUGAAAACUGCCAUGAAAUUUGACAUCAAACCAGAGUUGCAGAAGUGUUCUCGAGUUAAUUUCAGAGAAUUUCAGGUGGCUCAAACUAUGAUCUUCACCAUUGAAGAAAUAAACAACAGAACUGACCUCCUCCCCGGUGUAUCUCUUGGAUAUAAGAUAUACGAUUCCUGCAUCUCCACAAUAUUCUCUAUAAGAGCGGCUAUGGCUUUGCUGAACGGUUAUGAGGAAACACUAUCUGACACAUCAUGCUCCACACCGGCAGUAGUGCAGGCCAUUAUUGGGGAGUCUGUGUCAACUAACUCGAUGGCAAUUGCAGCAACUGUUGGAUUAUUUCGGAUUCCAGUGAUCAGUCACUUUUCAACAUGUGCAUGUCUGAGCAACAGGCAACAGUUUCCCUCAUUCUUCAGAACCAUUCCCAGUGACUAUUACCAGAGCAGAGCACUGGCUCAGCUGGUGAAGCACUUUGGCUGGACCUGGAUAGGAGCAGUGAGAAGUGAUAAUGAAUAUGGCAACAAUGGGAUGGCCACAUUUAUAGAAGCUGCUCAAGAGGAAGGGAUCUGCAUUGAGUAUUCUGAGAAAUUUCAUAUAACAGAAACAGAGAAACUACUGAAGGUUGUAGAUGUUAUCAAAAGAGGUACUGCAAAGGUAAUUGUUGCAUUUUUUUCUCAGGUUGAGAUGAAGAGUUUACUAGAACAGCUGAACCAGCAGAACAUUACUGGUUUACAAAUGGUAGGCAGUGAGGCCUGGAUAACAGCAAGUAUUCUCAUGAAUCCUACAAGUUAUAGAAUACUGGGGGGGUCGAUUGGUGUUGCUAUCACCAAAGGCAAAAUAAAUGGCUUAAAAGAAUUUGUAUUAAAGCUUCAUCCCUCACAACAUCCAGGAAACCUUGCUGUUGUAGACUUUUGGGAAAAUGCUUUUCAAUGUUCACUAAUGAAUGAAAACAAGCUUUCUCACAUUACCCCCUGCACUGGAUCUGAGAGUUUGAGUGAACUAGAAAACGAAUACACUGAUGUAUCAGAGCUGAGAAUUUCCAACAAUGUUUACAAAGCAGCAUAUGCUAUUGCUCAUUCUCUGCAUGACCUGCUGGCAUGUACACCCCAUCAAGGCUGCACAAAUAGGGUGAAAACAGAGCCCUGGCAGGUGCUUGAGGCUCUCAAAAAAGUCAAUUUUACUUUGGGAACUGGAGAGAAAGUCUCUUUUGACAGUAAUGGAGAUCCGGUAGCCAGAUAUGAGGUGGUGAACUGGCAGGUUGGUCCUGAUGGUGCAGUACAGUUCAGAGUGGUUGGCUACUAUGAUGCCUCUUUACCAUCUGGUCUGCAGUUUGUGAUGAGUCCUGCUAGUAUAGUUUGGGCAGGUGGGCAAAAACAAAAACCCACAUCAGUAUGCAGUGAGAGCUGCCCCCCAGGCACCCGGAAGGCUGUGCAGAGAGGAAGGCCUGUCUGCUGCUAUGACUGUGUGCCCUGCGCUGAAGGAGAAAUCAGCAAUGUUACAGAUUCUAAUGACUGCAUUCAGUGCCCAGACGAAUACUGGCCUAAUGCUAAAAGAGAUCAAUGUGUUUUAAAGGCUGUUGAAUUUUUGUCCUUUCAAGAAAUUAUGGGAAUCAUACUCGUCAUUUUUUCACUACUUGGAACAUCUUUAACUGUACUUGUGGCUGUGUUGUUCUUCAUUCAAAAGGACACACCCAUUGUAAAAGCCAACAACUCAGAGCUGAGCUUCCUGCUGCUCUUUUCAUUGAAACUGUGUUUCCUUUGCUCUCUUACCUUCAUCGGUCGGCCCUCUGAGUGGUCCUGUAUGCUGCGCCACACUGCGUUUGGGAUCACCUUUGUCCUCUGCAUCUCUUGUGUUCUGGGGAAAACAAUAGUGGUGUUAAUGGCCUUCAGGGCUACACUUCCAGGCAGUAAUGUCAUGAAGUGGUUUGGGCCUCUGCAGCAGAGACUGAGUGUUCUUGCUUUCACUCUCAUACAGGUCCUUAUUUGUGUGCUUUGGUUAACAAUAUCCCCUCCUUUCCCCAACAAGAACAUGAAGCACUACAAAGAAAAGAUCAUUCUAGAAUGUGAUGUAGGAUCAGCAGUGGGGUUCUGGGCUGUACUGGGUUAUAUUGGGCUCCUCUCUCUACUGUGCUUUAUUUUAGCUUUUCUGGCUCGUAAGUUGCCUGACAACUUCAAUGAAGCCAAGUUCAUCACGUUCAGCAUGCUCAUAUUCUGUGCAGUCUGGAUCACCUUUAUACCAGCUUAUGUCAGCUCACCUGGAAAGUUCACUGUAGCUGUGGAAAUAUUUGCUAUUUUAGCUUCCAGUUUUGGUUUGUUGUUCUGUAUUUUUAUUCCAAAAUGUUAUAUAAUGUUGUUCAGACCUGAGCAAAACACAAGGAAACACUUAAUGGGUAAAACACAUGCUAAAUCUCAAUGACUAGCUGUGGCACCUUGUGAUUACGCAUUUAGGGCACCACAGUUAUUAGUCACCAAAUAUAUGUUAUGUACGAUGGACACUGGUAUUACAAUUAUUAACAGGUGCCAGAUUAUGUGUUAAGGCAGAAAUGUAGGAAGUGGAUAAUAACUAAUAUAUUACUAAAACAAUGAUGAUCAUACAUCUGUGUUUAGUGUUCAUUUCUAAACAUUAGUUAGCUUGUGGCAUUACGCAUGUAAUAAUCAGUUGGCUUUCUUUUUCUUUUUGUGGUUAUUCUAUUAUUAUUAGCCUCAUUAUUCACAGAGAAAUGAGUACCUGCUAAUAUUAAAGAAUUUCACAGAUUCUAGCAAUACCCAGUAUUUAUUUUGUAAAUUGAGCAUUGUCCAUUCAUCUGAAGGGACCAACAGUCAGUCCUUACACAAACAGUGACUGUCUCUUUAGGAACAUGAAGCACAUCUGAUUAUGUCAUCUGGACAUGCAGCGUUCUUAAUCUUUGUCAAACAGUACCAGUGUGAAGAUUACUCUCCCCCCAGCAAGUGAAUAAAAGUGAGCAACAGCAACUGUGGUAGUACCCAUUCAAGCAAUACCCUACCUAUUUGUCCAGAUUAUAUUCCAUUCUGUUUGA